GAACAUUUUGGGUGGGUUUUGAUGAUGGUCGAUUGGAGUUGAUGUGAUGGAAUUGAAGGCCGGCUUCUAUGUUGUGGAAGGCAUGGGAGUGAGGAUUAUGCUCGAGUUGUAGGAGGAGAGUUGGUAGGCCAAGACCAUGAGUCGUCAGCACCUGGAUUCGCCUCCAAGGUGUGGGGGAUGGGUCCACGACAGGCACAGCCUUGUCAAUCGUCCGUGCACGUUUGCUCUUAACCACUUCUCAGUCUCAGCCUUAUAACUGCACUCUUCAUUUACAACCAGGCCGCAGCUGGCCGAGUAAUGAUAUCAGCUAUGGCUCCAGCAGAAGUCACAUACAGCCAGAAACUAGGCCCCCACCCGUCCUAUAUACAGGUUGCGAAGCCGUUCGUUUUUGAGCAGAAGAUUCAAGGGCAGAUAAUCGCUACUGGCGCAAACCCUCAACGGGAGGAUACAUUCAGACUCCAAGGCGUACAAUGGAUUGACGAUACUCGGCGAGCGCUUCAGCUACCCGUCCGCACAUUCGAUACCGCCGUCAUCUACUACCACAAGUUCCGGCUCGUCCACCGCGAUACAGAAUAUGCCUCUACGGACGCCGCGGCAGCUGCUCUCUUCGCCGCCUGCAAGAUUGAAGAUACGCUGAAGAAGUCCCGCGAGAUCCUGUGCGCAGCCCACAACCUCAAGACCAGCUCUCCAUCCGAACAUCUAGCCCCCGACGACAGCGUCUUCGAUGGGCCGAGCAAGACCAUCAUCGGUCUCGAGCGCCUCAUGCUCGAGGCCAGCGGCUUCGAUUACCGAAACCGAUAUCCACAAAAGUACCUCAUCAAGCUAGGUCGACGGUGUCAGCUCGACAAAGACGUGGUGAAACUAGCAUACAAAAUGAUGCUCGACCUCUACCGCACCUUCGCACCCCUAAAAGUCACCUCCUCAGCCAUGUCCUUCGCCUGCCUCGAGCUCUCCUGUCGCCUCCUCUCCAAGCAAGAAGACCAGCUCGCCGCCUUUGACAAGACCAAAUGGCGCGUCCCCCGCGCCCACGUCAUGGAAGGCAUGCUCGACCUGCUGGAACUCUACACACAUUUCCAGAAAGCGACGAAGCUAGGGAGCCAGUACACGCUCGAGCGCUUCAUCGGUAUCCGCAUCGCGCUCAACCAAGAGGCUGAGGAGCUGCGUCUCCCGCGCUUCGGGGAGUGGAGCGAGGUAAAGGGGAAUGGAGCCGUGAAGGGGCUGGGGCUGAAGACGCCGAAGACGCCGAUUACGCCGGCUAGUCCGAGUGAGGUGAGGGUUAAUGGGAAGGGGGCGGGGGCGGGGGCGGGAGAUGUGGCGAGUCCGGCGACGCUAUCCCCGAGGUCGGCGGGGUCGGGGAGGAGGGGCGGGGCGAGGGGGCAGGAGGGGACGGUGAGGUUCAUGCUUGAUGGGGGGCAGGCGAGGAGUGAGAAGGAGGUGGUGGCGGAGUAUUUUAGGGAUGAGUUUGAGGAGUAUGAGGUUGAGGUUGAGGAGGAGGCGGCGGUGGUACCGAGGUCGUUGGCGGGUGAGGAGAGGAGGAGGGAGGAUAGGAGGGAUGGGAGGAAUGGGCAGAGGGAUGGGUAUCGGGCGAGGCAUGAGAGGGGGUUUAAGAGGCCUAGACGCUGAGGGGAUACGUUGGAGGAUGGUUUUGGAGUCGUAGAUAGAAUGGUAUGAAUAUAGACGUUACAGCACUAUUGGUUGAUACAAUCAGACUUGGCGUGUUCACACUUAAUCACGCUGCAUGGCAAUAAGACGAC
Molecule: messenger RNA, 1754 nt
Organism: Pseudogymnoascus verrucosus
Lineage: Eukaryota; Fungi; Ascomycota; Leotiomycetes; Thelebolales; Thelebolaceae
Gene: CTK2
Product: RNA polymerase II C-terminal domain kinase beta subunit
Exons: 2
Coding region: 298-1623 (441 amino acids)
Biological process (GO): positive regulation of DNA-templated transcription, elongation; regulation of transcription by RNA polymerase II
Cellular component (GO): cyclin/CDK positive transcription elongation factor complex; nucleus
Molecular function (GO): cyclin-dependent protein serine/threonine kinase activator activity
Source: RefSeq, a predicted model, not a curated record